AAAGUCUGAUUGGGAUCAGUAUCACACCGAUGAAGGCUGUUGAGUUUCCUGUAAAAAACGCUUCAUUAAACACAGAGUUUCCUAAAGACUAAAUUGAGGUUAAAUUUACACGCAUUUUUAUAAUUUUAUAUCUGUCGUUGGAUGCUUAUUUACUGGGUACGCUACAAACCACUGGAUUUUAAACUGCCCGGCUCCUCUUGGUGGAGCUGAUUUUAUUUCCUCGGCAUGUCCCGUCCAUCCGAGCCGUUACCGAAAACACGCCAUGAAAGAAUGAAAGAUACGAAUCAAAAGAACAAAGAGAAGGAGCGGAUGAAGGCUCGGGAGAAAGAGACAAAAGAGCGUGAGGCGCGUUACAGCAAUGGUCACCUGUUCACUUCCCUCAGCGUGUCUGCUACCACACUGUGCUCUGCCUGUAACAAGAGCAUUACUGCAAAAGAGGCCCUCAGCUGCCCCACUUGUAAUGUAACCAUCCACAACCGUUGCAGGGACACAUUGGCCAACUGUGCCAAAAUGAAGCAGAAGCAACAGAGGCUGGCGCUGGUCCGAAACGCAGCAACUUUACCAAACGUGGCCCUCCGCACCAAAAACCCGAUAAUGAAGGAGAGGCCAAGUUCAGCGAUCUAUCCGUCAGAGACACUAAGACAGUCUCUACUUGGUUCUCGUAAAGGACGCUCCACCCUGUCCCUCAACAAGAGCAUUUCCACAAAUAACUUAGCGGGGAGUGUGAACGAUGACUCUCCUCUUGGACUCCGGCGGAUUCUCUCUCACUCCACAGACUCUCUGAACUUUAGAAACAGAGCCAUGUCAAUGGAGUCCCUCUAUGAUGAAGGAGAGAUGUAUUACGCGUCAAUGCUGGAGGAGUUGAAGAAGGAUGGGAAAGAUUUUGAGGCAGACUCCUGGAGCCUAGCUGUGGACUCAUCUUAUCUGCAGUCUCAUCGCAAAGACGUCAUCAAAAGACAAGAUGUUAUAUAUGAGCUCAUUCAGACAGAGCUGAACCAUGUGCGGACGCUGCGGAUCAUGGAUGGGGUGUAUCGCAGAGGGAUGCUGGAGGAGGUGUUGCUAGAGAUGGGUGUAGUUCAUGCCAUUUUCCCCUGCUUAGACCAGCUGCUGUCUAUUCACUCACACUUCCUGAACCUCCUGCUGACACGAAAGAACCACAGCCUGGCACCUGGCAGCACCCGCAACUUCACCAUCCAACAACUGGGAGAUAUUCUGGUGGAGCAGUUUUCAGGUCAGAAUGCUGAAGAGAUGAGAAAGUGCUAUGUGGAAUUCUGCAGUCGACACCUUAAAGCUGUCAAGCUCUAUAAGGAGCUAUUGGCCCGGGAAAAGAGGUUCCAACAAUUCAUACGGCGAGUGGGCAGGGGUUCUUUACUUCGUCGUCAUGGUGUUCAAGAGUGCAUUUUACUUGUCACUCAGCGCAUCACUAAAUACCCUGUGCUGAUCCAGCGCAUAUUAGACAACACUAAAGGUAGUGAAGAGGAGAGUAAGUCUCUGGUUCACUCUUUGACUCUGAUCCGGGAGCUGCUGCGCUCUGUGGAUCAGCAGGUUCAGGAGUUGGAACGAGCACAACGGCUGCAGGAGAUCCAGUCCCGUCUGGACCCGCGGGCUCAGACAGGGGUUAAGGGUGGUGGCGUGUUUCGUGGAGGUGAGCUGCUCCGCCGUAGACUCGUUCAUGAAGGAACAUUGCUGUGGAAAACUGCUCAGGGAUCCAGACUCAAAGAUGUGCAUGUUUUGUUAAUGACAGACAUCCUGGUGUUCAUGCAGGAGAAAGACCAGAAAUAUAUUUUUCCCUGUCUGGACAAACCAGCAGUGCUGUGCCUACAAAAUUUGAUUGUGAGAGAUAUAGCCAAUCAGGAGCGAGGAAUGUUCCUAAUCAGCCAUUCCACGCCUCCAGAGAUGUAUGAACUUCAUGCCUCCUCCAAAGAUAUCAGAAACUCCUGGAUGAAGAUCAUUCAGCAGACAGUGAGCAAUUGUCCUUCAAGGGAUGACUUUCCUCUGAUUGAGACUGAGGACAAAGCUUUGCUUCGCCGACUUAGAGCUGAUAUCCAGCAGAAGGAUCGUGAAGUUUUAGAGCUGCUACAAGAGCGUGUGACACUCUUCUCUGAUCUAGCAGAGGUCACUGGAGGUCAAAAUGUUACCCUUCCUACAAACUCCAGAAAUGUAUUUCGAGCAGAUACGCCGUACGCUCCACAGGCUGAACACUUACUGAAUGAUGCCAUCUCUGAGGUGGACAGACUGAGUGAAGUGCUCUUGGAUUCCAACAAUGACCGUCGACAGUCCUGCAGGCUGAAUGGUGAACAGACAGAGACACAGUUGAUCUCAAAAACUACAGAUGGAGUGAAUUCAGUUAACGGGACUCAAGAUAUGAAGAAACAAUCACACAAGGACAGGAAUGGGAACCAGCUACUGGACAAGACAUUAAAUGAGGAGGUGUGCCAAAGACUUGUAAACCUCAGCACUCAGCUGCAUGCCCUACAGGCUGCAGUGAUCAGACAGGACUCGUUCCUCGAACUAUACAUGCAGGAGGACUCAAAUCAUGCUACGUCAGCGCACACUAUAUCCCGGGACGCACCGCCGGAGGGGGGCGGUCCAGUGGGUGCACAAGAAGAUCUGGUACAGCUGCAGCGCAAAUACAACCUGUUACAGGAGGAAGUUAUACGACUGCGUGCCAACCAGGACAAACACAACAAAGCACAAAAUCAGCUAGAUAAACAAUUUCAAAAGCUGCGUGUUAAAGACACAACGGACGCCGGAGACACGCGUGACCUAUUGACCUCUAAGGAAACAGUAGAUCAGUUAGACAGGGUACAGGAGGGUGGAGAGACGGCCACAUCCCCGCGGGCUGACAGUCCCAGAGAUCUGCAGGAUAUCCCAGAGGAGAGCGAGUGUGGGCCUGAAGUUCACAGUUAACAUCAAAUCAGCCUGAAGACCUCUCCACUCAUUGACAAAUGAUGUAAAAUAAUGUCUAUGCUAUUACAUUUCAUAUGAAUGUAGCUUAGAACAGCUUUGUAUUUUUAGAUGAUUGUGUUUAAUUUAAAUGGUGUUGUAUUUUUGAUGUUUGAUGAAAGAACUGAAUACUUGAUAACAGGUAAAAGAAGUUUGUAAAUGCUUUGGCAUUACUUGGAUUUCUGCAUUGAUUACUCAUAAAUUGUGCUCUGAAGGUUAUAAAUAUAGACAAAGACAUCACUAACCUAAUAACAGACAAAGAUACUUUCCGAAUGACGCAAAUAUUGAUUUCCACUAAGUCUGCUGCUUCCGGGUUUUGGAUCUUUUUGUCAGAUAUUACUAUGGUAUACUGACGUACAAUUACAAGCAUUUUAUAAGUUUCAAAGGCUUUCAUUGAAAAUGACAUUAGGUUUAUGCCAUGACCUUUGCCAUUUUCUUGUAUUCUGGUGCCUUUAAAAGCUUUGUUUACCUUGUUAUGACUUGUGCGAGUGACACAGGUGAAGGUAGUGAAAACACGAAAUGGAGUUUAAAUGAUAUGAACUCUAAAUGAGUCAAGUGGAAUGGAUUUGAGGAAGCAGCAGCGUUGAAGUCAAGGUCGUAGCUAAAACGCAGAGCGGAGUUUAAUUGAUUAGGGCUUUCCUCUCUAGUGGAAUGGAUUUGACUGGUAGCGCUCUCUGCUAAAUUAGAGAAAAAGUGAAAAUAUCAUUGGUCUUAAAAAGUGUGUGGGUCUUGUUCGUGUUGAUGACCAUUUUUUCCUAAGACUUCUUCGCCCUGUCAUGCUGUCAAUCAAUUUCUAGGCUUGACUGACAGCAGCACAUUCUUGCAUAAUCAAUGCUCGGAGUUUGUCAGAAUUUGGGAAUUUAAAUUCUUCUUAAGAACAUCAAAAAUAAGAAUUUUCUUAGAAAUAUUCCUAACUUUUUCUUAAAAGUGAUUUUUUUCUUAAGAAUGUAUUGUGAAUUCGGCCUCAGAUUCAGAGUAAUCAUUGCAGAUAUCCAGAUCAUUCACAGAUGUUUUCUUGGAAUUGUAAAAAUGAAGGAAACUUUUACAAGUGAAUCUAUACUCGAUAUAACCUCUUCAGAACUGUGUUUCUGAUGUUGAUCUGUAGAUUGUCAAAUGUAGUCGUUUCUAUAGUGUAUCGUCCAGUCAGCUGUUAUAAUGUUGGGGGGAUUACUGAUAUUAUGGGAUAUUACUGAGAUGUAGCAUGUUAAAUGCCCCCGUGGGUAAACUGAAUGCAGUUAUACUUCAAUUUAACACUGGUGACAUCCAAUGAAUGAAGGUUAUGAAAAGCUGAGAUUUUGUUCUGCUUAAAGAAUUGAUGUUGAUAAUAAUAAUCGAAUGAAAUGGAGAAAUAAUCAGGAUUUCUUUACUGUCCACUUGAAAUGACACUAAAGCUUUGUUUUAAUGUUACACUAUUGAUGAUGAUAUACUGCAUGUUUGUACAAUGUUGGAAUGAGUUAAAACUCUUUAAUCAUUGCUGUUCAAAACUUUUGUUUUGUAUAUUGCGUUUUUUUACUUGACAUUAUUUGUUGGUGGCAAUCAUGCAUUUUGUCACUGAAUUUUACACUGUAUCUAUAAAAAUACAUUUAUAAGUUUUA
Molecule: messenger RNA, 4541 nt
Organism: Misgurnus anguillicaudatus (oriental weatherfish)
Lineage: Eukaryota; Metazoa; Chordata; Actinopteri; Cypriniformes; Cobitidae
Gene: arhgef2b
Product: rho/rac guanine nucleotide exchange factor (GEF) 2b
Biological process (GO): regulation of Rho protein signal transduction; positive regulation of neuron differentiation; actin filament organization
Cellular component (GO): ruffle membrane; cytoskeleton
Molecular function (GO): microtubule binding; guanyl-nucleotide exchange factor activity
Source: RefSeq, a predicted model, not a curated record